AUGAAUAAACAAAUACUUCAACGAUCUCAUUCAGCAAAAUGUCGACCUCCUCCUCCAACAUCUUCAAUUACUAAUAAUUGUUUAAACAUAAAAAUCUCAUCAUCAUUACCUAAAGCAUUUAUUUCAUCAUUACGUCAAUUAUUUUCUAUACUUGAUAAAACAAAUUGUGGUUAUGUACCUUUUAAUGUAUUUAAACGUUAUUUUGAUUGUUCAUCAUCAACAUCAGAUUUUUUAAAUCAACUUGAAAUAGAAUCAAAUUCUAAUAAUCAUUUAAUAACAUUUAAUUCACUUAUAAAUGUUAUUGAACGAUCAUUAAUAUCAACAAAAUAUCCAUCAUCAAUUCCAAUUUCAAAAACUAAAUGUCAAUUAAAUCGUUCAAAAAGUGUCUUAGUUGUUUCUCCUUUAGAAAAAAAAAUUCAACGACAAAUUCCAAUUGUUUAUCGAAAUUCUAAUAGAUUUCAAAUGACUAAUUCUCAUGUAUCAAAUCCUAUUUAUUUUACAAAAAAAUUACAACGAAAUAAUGAAAUUGAUUUUUCUAUGAUACGAUCUUUAAAACAAUAUGAAAUUGAACGUGAUCUCCUUGUUGAAACGUGUGAUACACUUGAUCGUGUUAAAAUUUAUUUAAUUGAUUGUCUUUUUGAAAUGAAAGAUAAACAAAAACCAUAUUGUCAUUAUUUAACAACAGCAGAAACAAUAGGUAUUGAACCAGAAUCAUUGUAUAAUCGAGAUUUAGUUGCUGAUUUAUUUAAAUUAGCGAAUAUAGUUAUUGAAGAAGUCAAUCAUGAUUUAAAAAAAUCAUCAGAUCGUUCAUCUAGUUUAGUUCCAUCAAUAUCAUUCAAUGGAAUGAAUAAUCAAUAUGAAAAACAAAUAAAAGCAAGAGAUGAUUAUAUUAAAAAAUUAGAAACUGAAAAACGUAUUUUAUUGGAUGAAUUAAUUGAAAUGAAACAUCAACAAGGAACAAUUAUACCAAUAAAAAUCUCUUAA
Molecule: messenger RNA, 984 nt
Organism: Rotaria sordida
Lineage: Eukaryota; Metazoa; Rotifera; Eurotatoria; Philodinida; Philodinidae
Source: the annotation of a GenBank genome assembly